Schizophyllum commune H4-8 is the source of this 1514-nucleotide messenger RNA. RefSeq lists its product as uncharacterized. The coding region runs from base 103 to 1104 and encodes 333 amino acids. The transcript has 11 exons. The record is from RefSeq and is a predicted model, not a curated record. Lineage: Eukaryota; Fungi; Basidiomycota; Agaricomycetes; Agaricales; Schizophyllaceae.
GUCUCUUACCACCACACCUUCUUGUGCCCCAAUAACAUUCUCGCGCUCUGUUGACAGACGCUCCAUCUACUUGUACACCACAACCCGAAUUUACGACUCAUAAUGUCUACACGACCGCCCCCGCCACAAGGUGCACCCCCUCCGUAUGCGUUCGUCAACCGCGUAUACCAGCGUAACCUUCGGCCGAUUGUUCUGACCACGACCUUUUUGGCCGGGCUGUAUGCGCUCUUCUUCACUGUCGGCGCGUUUAGGAGCGUUGGGUCUGAGCGGGAUAACACCAACCUGCAUGCCCUUGUCAAUUUCUCUAUCGCCAUCGGCGCGCUCUCCGCCUUCGCUCUCGCCAUCGAGAUCUUUGGCUUCGCUAGCGCGCUCUUGCAACGCGUCCCCCUCGUUCGGAUAUACGCCCUUCUCUCCGCCUUCACGACCCUUAUCGUGAUUGCGGGGGGCAUCGUCAGGCUUAUUGUACACUUCCACUUCAAGGACGCCAUCAUCGACGAGUGCUCCACGCUCACCGAAGGGCAGGACGUGUACACGUAUCCCUUCGGCUUCUGGGGCCCUGUCCAUGAGGAGCAGGUGUCGGAAGCAGAGGCGUCGAGAUGGUGCAAAGCGCACUGGGACCACGACUCCUGGGGCGAGGUUAUCGAGCUGCUCAUCACGACCUUCCUCGCGCUGCUCUUCUCCAUGAUCGCAUUCGCGUUCUACCGGCAGCUCCUCGACCCCGCGAGCCCCGCGAAUGCGUCGCGCGCGCCGUCGAAUGAGUUUAGGAGUGGCCAAGCCGCGCACUACGCGCCCCCGUACAACGCCAGCGUACCCGGACUCGGCUACGGCUACGGUCAGCCCGCCUACGGUCAACCUGCCUACGGCCAGCCUAUGUACGCGCCCCCGGCAGGCCCGCCGCCGGGCUUCAUGGGUCCCGACAAAGGCUUCGGCGCUGAGCACGACGACCCCUUCGAACCGCCGAAGUACAGCGGCGAGGGCCGGCGGUCGGCGGAUGCGAAGGACGCAGAGUGGGACUACGGCGUGCGGGACGCGAAGGAUCCCUUCGCGGACGGGGAGCGGGACGUGACGAGUCGGCCGGGGCCUGGGGGGCGGGAUGCUUUCUAGUUCCCUGGUCUGACUGUUCGCUCUCGUUUCGUAUCUUGUUACCCACGACUCGUCUCGUGUCUCGCUACCGCCUACUCGCGUUCUGCUGCUACUUACGAUCUGCUUGCUCUGCUUGAUGCGGUGCUUCUUGGUUCCCGGCUAAACUCCUAGCUGGCCCAGCGAGCACCGCUCGGACUUGGACUCUUGACUCACUCGCGUUGCAUCGCUUCACAUUGUAUCACCUACAUACUCGGCCGGCUUUCGGCCUCUGUAUAUACUUGUCAGUGCCUAAUGGACUGUGCGUUCAGUCGUUCGCAACGGCGCUUGCAUUGGUUUGUUGGAUUCUGUGCUCACCUUCACUUCCUGCGGUUAGAGCAAUUGCUGAUACCGCUCGAAUAAUCUCUGAUACCGCUCGAACUAGCAAUGAACGG